AUUUGAGUCUCCUAAAUCUCACCUAGAGCUGUGUUGAAUUCUCAUCCAUCACAAUGAGCAACAAAUUCCUGGGGACCUGGAAACUUGUCUCCAGUGAGCACUUCGAUGAUUACAUGAAAGCUCUGGGUGUGGGGUUAGCCACCAGGAAACUGGGAAAUUUGGCCAAACCCCGUGUGAUCAUCAGCAAGAAAGGAGAUAUUAUAACUAUAAGAACUGAAAGUACGUUUAAAAAUACGGAGAUCUCCUUUAAGUUAGGUCAGGAAUUUGAAGAAACCACAGCUGACAACAGGAAAACAAAGAGCAUUGUAACCUUGUCAAGAGGCUCAUUGAAUCAAGUGCAGAAAUGGGAUGGCAAGGAGACGACUAUAAAAAGAAAGUUGGUGGAUGGGAAAAUGGUAGUGGAAUGUAAAAUGAAGGGCGUGGUCUGCACCAGAAUUUAUGAGAAGGUCUGAGAAAAUUACUUCCUCAUUGAAGUGAUAUUUGAUCAUUUGAUGUUGGAAAUCAACGGUUUUUGUUGGCAAAGCCCGACUACUCUGCAAUUUAUCUGUUUGUUUUUGCUUUUGUCCUAAUAGAUCAAAUAGGUAAAGGCCUAAACUGAGGAUUAAUCUAAAAUUCAAUGUUGUUUAAACAUUUUCAAUUUGUAUGCAUUUCCUUACUCUAUUAAAGUAUGUAUAUUGGCCAGACCUAAAUAGUUGGUAAUGUCAUUUAGUUACCUGUGAAAUUCUAACCUAUGUUGUACUUUGUAUAUCGAAAUGAUAGUAAAGCAAGUAACUAGAUAGUAAAAGGAAGUAAAUGUAUUGAU
Messenger RNA from Odobenus rosmarus divergens (Pacific walrus), 802 nucleotides. It is a transcript of the gene PMP2, whose product is annotated as peripheral myelin protein 2. The transcript is spliced from 4 exons. Gene Ontology annotation, cellular component: myelin sheath; cytosol; nucleus. Gene Ontology annotation, molecular function: fatty acid binding. NCBI's taxonomy places the organism in Eukaryota, Metazoa, Chordata, Mammalia, Carnivora, Odobenidae. Gene Ontology annotation, biological process: fatty acid transport; membrane organization. The record is from RefSeq and is a predicted model, not a curated record. The coding region runs from base 54 to 452 and encodes 132 amino acids.